AUGUUCAUGCAAGUCAAGUUGCGAGAACAAGACAGGGACGCACUGCGGUACCUAUGGCGUGGGGAUCGACGAGACAACCAACCUCCGGAAGAGUACAGAAUGACAUCAUUAAUUUUCGGAGCAUCGAGUUCGCCUUCAACAGCAAUAUACGUCAAGAACCUAAACGCCAAACAGCACGGGGAAACUCACCCAGAAGCCGCAGCGGCCAUCAUAAUGAAGCAUUACGUCGACGACUACUUGGACAGCUUCAGAACCCUCGAAGAUGCCAAACGCAUCACGAAGAGUGUACGAGCCGUGCACAUGAAAGCCAGCUUCGAGUUGAAACAGUGGAAAUCAAACUCAGCAUCGCUCCUAGAAACACUUGGAGAAGACAGCCAGACAGAAGACAUGGAACUCUACAAAACAGAAGAAAAGAUGGAACGAGUUCUGGGUGUUGUUUGGAAGAUCCACUCGGACGAACUCACCUUCAACCUCAACUUAGCCAGAAUACCCUCAACACUCCUAGAAGGGAAGCAGCCGACGAAAAGGGAAGCACUGAGAAUAGUGAUGUCGCUCUUCGACCCGCUCGGAUUCGCCUCGCCUAUCACCAUCAGGGCAAAACAACUCCUCCAGGAAGUCUGGCGUAGAGGAACAGCAUGGGACGACAAGAUCGACGAAGACCUGGCAGAGCAGUGGAAAAUGUGGAUGGAGCAUCUGGAAGACCUCCACGAAAUAGCAAUCCCGCGACAAUAUCUUCACUACAGUGACGCGGCCUCCCUAGAACUCCACGUCUUCAGCGAUGCCAGCGAGUCAGCUUAUUCUUCGGUCCUCUUUUGGAGAGCUGUAACAGCAGUAGGCGAGGUCCACCUAUCCCUUAUUGUGGCGAAAGCAAAGGUGGCACCGUUAAAACUGACGUCCAUCCCAAGAUUGGAGCUACAGGCAGCAGUCAUGGGCACCAGGCUCGCAGAAACAGUAGUCGAAGAACACGAGAGGAAACCUGACCGCAAAGUAUUCUGGACAGACAGCAAGACAGUACUAACCUGGAUAAGGACAGGGUCACGUUCAUAUAAGCCCUACGUGGCUCACCGUCUAGCAGCAAUAGAAGAGAGUUCCAAAGUUAACGACUGGCGCUGGGUUCCGACAAAGCUGAACGUGGCGGACGACGCCACACGAGACGUACCAGCAGCAUUUAAUAAAGAACAUCGAUGGUUCAAAGGGCCUGACUUCUUAUACCUAACAGAAGACUUCUGGCCGACAGAAACCACAAGAGCAACAGCGGAAGAACCUUCCGACGAAGAAAGGACACAUUACGUGAGCAACAAAAGAAGAUUGAGGCUUGCCGAAGGUCUACCUGAUCCAGCGAAGUUCUCCAACUGGGACCGACUCCGAUACUCAACCGCACGUGUUCUACAGUUCAUUCAACUCUGCAGAAACACCAAACAGAGAGUCAACUACAAACGAACAAAGAAGAAUAAAGAGGCUGAUCCCACUUGGAAAAAGAACAAAGCUACAGUGAAAUAUCAGGCGCACAUGACGACAAAGAAGCGGUCGCCAGAAGACAUAAAGCCGCUAAUGGUCUCAGCCGAGCUGCUUAAGACAGCUGAAGAGCUUCUGAUGCGAUCCUCCUAA
Parnassius mnemosyne (clouded apollo) is the source of this 1608-nucleotide messenger RNA. Lineage: Eukaryota; Metazoa; Arthropoda; Insecta; Lepidoptera; Papilionidae. The record is from the annotation of a GenBank genome assembly.